This is a messenger RNA of Symbiodinium sp. CCMP2592, 465 nucleotides long. The record is from the annotation of a GenBank genome assembly. Lineage: Eukaryota; Dinophyceae; Suessiales; Symbiodiniaceae.
AUGACCAGUGUGAAAACUGGCCUCCUUACACGAGCUUUGCUGGGGCAGCCUUUGACAAUCCCUACAGACAGCUCCCUUGCCUUUGCCCAGCCCUCCGGAUUUGAGGACCUCCGACGCCCCCCCAAUGUUUCGACCCUCAAGGAAUGGGGAGCCUGGAAGUUCCCGCAGGGCAAGUGGAAGGGCCGCAGUUUUUUGGCUGUCUACAUGAAAGAGAAGUCUUUCGUGGCUUGGUACCUUGCACGGGACCACUUCACAUCAGCGUGGGCCAAGAGUUUCCUGGCUUUCUGCAAAGUAGCAGACGGUCUGGUGAAGCAGUCGUACGAUGAUGAAGAAGCAGAGCUGGCUGCGCUCUUUGGUGAUUCCGAUGAUGGUGCUGCCUUUGCUACAGCUGCUGAUGAAAAGGGUGCUUCAUCGGUUCCCUCGGAGUGGCUGUGUGUCCUGUCCGAGAAUCUGGACAAUGAGUGA